GUUGGCCCCGCCCCUAAGUGACGCAUGCGUGGAGGAUAUGUUCUUCGCAGCAAAGUCCUCCUUUACUCCACACACGCUUCUAAGCCUCGGCACAUCUACUAACUACACUUUAUUCAUCCUCCGUGUCAGCAUCAACUCCACUCGUCUCACUCAACUUUGGACAUUAUUAGGCCCGCUUAGAUUGCUCCUUGUUUGAGCGCGCUAGUUAGCUUAGCCUGCUAGUUAGCUUAGCUUGUUAGCCGCUAACAAAGAGACGCGGAUUUGAUCAACACAUCGCUUAGUUAAGAUCAAGUGUGAGUGUAAAGUGUUGUGAUUGUGUGGAAAUGUGUGAAAGAACCAUAGCAGAGUACGAGGAGGAACUUUGUCCAACUAAAGAGGAGAAGGAGCGACCACAUCAAAAACCUCAAGUUGUGUUACACAGAACAGACGUUCAGCAGCCCCCUCACAUUAAAGAGGAAGAGGAGAAUCCACAGCCCCCCCACAUUAAAGAGGAAGAGGAGAUACCACAGCCCCCCCACAUUAAAGAGGAAGAGGAGGAAGUGUGGAUCAGUCAGGAAGGAGAGUGUCCUGUAGGGCAGGAGGAGGCUGAUGUCAGCAAGUUUCCACUGACUGUUGUCUCUGUGAAGACUGAAGAGCAUGAAGACAAACCACCUGAGUCCUCACAGCUUCAUCACAGUCCAAACGUCCAGCAGGUGUCAGCAGAGAGUCAUGAAGAGAUCCCCUCCAAGCAGCAGGAGUGGAGCUCCAGUGUGGGACAGAAGGAGCUACAGACCCCCUCCCACAUUAAAGAGGAAGAGGAGGAACUGUCGAAGCAGCUUCAAAUGUUGGUGGAGGAUAAUGAUGAAGCUGAAGCUCAGUCCUUACAGCUUCAUCACUGUCAAAGUGAGGAGAACAGAGGGGCGGAGCUUGUAAGUCAACACAUCACAGAAGCUGAUGGAGAGCAUUGUGAAGAUAUAAAGUCAGAACCAGACAGCAUCUUUGCUCCACUGUCAGACAUGGACCACAUGAUGUCAGACUCUUCUGAUCACAGUGACCACAUCCAAAAACCUUUGAAGAGUAAAAAUGACUCUAAAGGUGAUACGAGACAUCACACUAACAACAAACACUUUGACUGCUCUGAAUGUGGGAAAUCAUUUAGACACAAGAGUUAUAUUACAAUACACAUGAGAAUACAUACUGGAGAGAAACCUUUUAUUUGCUCUGUCUGUAAGAAGAGUUUUUCCAUUAAGCCUGCCAUGACCAGACACAUGAGAACACACACUGGAGAGAAACCUUUUACUUGCUCUGUUUGUAAGAAGAAUUUUUCCAGAAAGUCUAACAUGUCCUCACACAUGAGAACACAUACUGGAGAGAAACCUUUGACUUGCUCUGUUUGUAAGAAGCGUUUCUCCACAAAGCAAAAUAUGGUCACACACAUGAGAACACAUUCUGGAGAAAAACCUUUUACUUGCUCUGUUUGCAAGAAAUGUUUCUCCAGAAAGCCUGACAUCUCCAUACACAUGAGAACACACACUGGAGAGAAACCUUUUACUUGUUCUGUUUGUAAGAAGAGUUUCUCCACAAAGUCUAACAUGUCCUCACACAUUAAAACACAUACUGGAGAGAAACCUUUGACUUGCUCUGUUUGUAAGAAGCGUUUCUCCACAACGCAACAUAUGAUCACACACAUGAGAACACAUACUGGAGAGAAACCUUUUACUUGCUCUGUUUGUAAGAAGUCUUUCUCCAGAAAGCCUGACAUCUCCAUACACAUGAGGACACACACUGGAGAGAAACCUUUUACUUGUUCUGUUUGUAAGAAGAGUUUCUCCACAAAGUCUAACAUGUCCUCACACAUGAGAACACAUACUGGAGAGAAACCUUUGACUUGAUCUGUUUGUAAGAAGACUUUCUCCACGAAGCCUAACAUGACCGCACACAUGAGAACACAUACUGGAGAGAAACCUUUUAUCUGCCCUGUUUGCAAGAAGCAUUUCUCCACAAAGCUUGUCAUGACCACACACAUGAGAACACACUGGAGAAAAACCAUUUAGUUCAACUGUUUGUGCAUAAGUUAUCAGGUCAGUAAACACAAGUGUGUAACAGUCAUGGAAGCUGCAGGGAUUUAAAAACACUUAGUGAUUGUGCUAAAUGUACUUUAAAAACACAGCAUGUUUAAUAUGAAUGUAUAUUUGAUGUUGUAUGUAGUGCCUCUCAUCUUCUACUGUUAAAUUUAAAGGCCUACUGAAAGCCACUACUACCGACCACGAA
Messenger RNA from Nerophis ophidion (straightnose pipefish), 2250 nucleotides. Its product is annotated as gastrula zinc finger protein XlCGF57.1-like. Lineage: Eukaryota; Metazoa; Chordata; Actinopteri; Syngnathiformes; Syngnathidae. The transcript is spliced from 3 exons. Gene Ontology annotation, molecular function: RNA polymerase II cis-regulatory region sequence-specific DNA binding; DNA-binding transcription activator activity, RNA polymerase II-specific. The record is from RefSeq and is a predicted model, not a curated record. Bases 324 to 1871 code for a protein of 515 amino acids. Gene Ontology annotation, cellular component: nucleus. Gene Ontology annotation, biological process: regulation of transcription by RNA polymerase II.